Molecule: messenger RNA, 1310 nt
Organism: Leopardus geoffroyi (Geoffroy's cat)
Lineage: Eukaryota; Metazoa; Chordata; Mammalia; Carnivora; Felidae
Product: 40S ribosomal protein S6-like
Exons: 3
Coding region: 1-696 (231 amino acids)
Biological process (GO): translation
Cellular component (GO): ribosome
Molecular function (GO): structural constituent of ribosome
Source: RefSeq, a predicted model, not a curated record
AUGGAGUAUGAGAUACUUGGAGGGGAGGAGGUAAAGGAGCUGAAAGGCCAGUAUACUGGAAGAUUCACCUAUGUGGAUACUGCAAUCACCAAGAACAGAGUAGACAUGGUGUCGGAGAAAGUGACAGGCACCUUAGAGGUGGUCGGCUGCUUCAGGGUGAAGCUGAACCUCUCUUUCCCAGCUACUGGCUGCCAGAAACUCAUCAAAGUGGACAAUAAAUGCAAAUUUCGUACCUUUUAUGAGAAGCAUAUGACCACAGAAGUUGCUGCUGAUGCUCUGAUUGAGGAAUGGAAGGGUUGUAUGGUCCCAAUCAGUGGUGGGAACUAUAGACAAGGAUUCUCCCUGAGGCAUGGUGUCUUGACCCAUGACUGUGUCUGCCUGCUACUGUGUAAGGGGCACUCCUGUUACAGAUCAAGGAGGACUGAAGAAAGAAAGCGCAAAUCUUUUCCAGGUUGGACUGUGGAUGUCAAUCUUAGUGUUCUCAACUUGAUUAUUGUAAAAAAAAAAAACAAAACAAAACAGAGAGGCGAUAUUCCUAGACUCACUGAUAUUACUGUGCCUUGUCUCCUGGGACCCAAAAGAAGAAUGAAGAAAGCCAAAGAGAAACACCGGGAACAAAUUGCCAAGACACAGAGGCUGUUCUUUGUGGAAGCUUCUACCCCUAAGUUGAGUCUAGUCAAAAAUGAGAUUUUCUAAGAGUAACAAAUAAAUAAGAUCAGACAUAAAACAAAACAAAAGUUCACUCAACAUAGAUAAAUCUCAAAAUAAUUAUGCUGAGUAAAAGGAGCCAGACCAAAAAAGAGUACACAUGUGUGAUUCCAUUUAUAUAAGUUUCUAGUAAAUGAAAACAAAUCUAUUAUGAAAGAAAGCAGAUCUGUGGUUGCUUGAAGUGUAGGAGCGGUGUGGGCAGGGGCCAGGAAGAGGGGAGAGGGAUGGGUUCCAAAGAGGCAAGAAGGAACUCUUGGAGGGGAUGAAUAUGUCCAUUAUCUUGAUUAUGGUGAUGAGUUCAUGGGUGUAUACAUAUGUCUAAACUUACCAAACUAUGUACUUUUAAGUACACGCAGUUUAUUUUAUGCCAAUUGGUAAAUUAAUUUUAUCAAUAAAACUGAGUUUGUUUUUUUCAACUUGAAAUCUAUAAAUCUCAAUUCAAUCCACCUGUUUUCAAAGUUAGACUUUAAAGCACCAGGCAGCUCUAUUAAAAAAGAGACCCACUUGAAGCAAGGAGGUGUGUGCCUAUCCGAUGCUCGUUUAUGUGCAGUACACAGAAUUCUGUUCUGAAGACAGAACCGGGAGAGAAGGUGGAAUGGGGG